Molecule: messenger RNA, 6273 nt
Organism: Alternaria burnsii
Lineage: Eukaryota; Fungi; Ascomycota; Dothideomycetes; Pleosporales; Pleosporaceae
Product: duf-domain-containing protein
Exons: 4
Coding region: 1-6273 (2090 amino acids)
Cellular component (GO): membrane
Source: RefSeq, a predicted model, not a curated record
AUGUCAGCACCGUCCAGCCAUGGCCGGCCCUCGGGAGACUCGGACCGCUGGACAAGCUCCUCGCACACGUACAUUGCCAGCAACUCAGGCGCAUACACAGACAAUGGCGAGGGGAGCUCGUCCCCGCGGCGAAGCCAAGAUUCGCGGCCCGGCACAGGUGCAACCAACGGCCUGGGAGGAAGCGCAGCAUCGGGGAACCUGCUGGCUAGGGACUCGGUGCACGAAGAAGACUUUGCGCGCCGGAAGCAGCGCGUGAGGAGAUCUGGCGGCUUUCUCCUCGAUUCAAACUUCUCCAAGGCUCGCGGGGAGGACAAAGGAGGCAAGCGCAGCUCGCGACACCAUGGCGCCCCCGACAAGGGAGCAGGAAGCUCGCCGCUGUCGCGAGAGGUACAGCGAGACGGCCCCAGUCCUGCUGUCCCCGGCGCAGCAUCCCGUAUCGACUUUGCCGAUUCACAGGACCGACACGACGAGCGCAUGCGCCUUGGCAAGACGAGGACGAGUGCAUACGAUAUGCCGUCCACGGCCAUUGAUCCGAACCAGCUGGUACACAUGGCCCUGAACCUGAGCGAGAGCCGGAGGAGACACACCAACACCGGCCAGCUUCUGUCGUCCCAGCCACGUGUCGCCUCUGGUUCGCAGCGCGAAGGCAGCUUCUCCAACUAUGGCGCCGGCGGCAGUCUGAAGCACUAUCUCAACGAGCAACGGCGGACGUCACGCAAUAUAUCUCCAAUGGGCAAGAGCUCUCCUACCCGCCACAUGUCUACCUCGAUGCAGAGAAGCGGAUCCAUUGCCUUUCCCACGUCCCAGAACAUCAAUCCCUCAGCUGCCACGCUUGCACGAGUAGAAAAGGCCCGCGCAUACAUCGAGCUCCGCAUCGAGUACCUCCGACUACUGGAAUUCCUCCCGCCCCUGAAGCCCGACGCGAACGCCCCAGGCAAUUUUGUCUUCACGUCGACCAACAGUCCAGGCAGCCCCCAAGCGCAGCUCACUCGUGUGCCGUCUCAUGCGGGCAAACAGCAUGAGCUCGGCCGGCCGUACAACCCUCUGCAAUACAUUCGAAACCGCCGGAGCAGGGCUCGGGAGCGCGUGACGCUCCAACACUCGUCAGAAGAAUUCGAGCACGUCGAGCAAGUACGUGAUUGGGUGGAUCGUGUGGAACAACAGGCCAAACAAGCCGGCUAUCGUCGAGACGAUGCGGUACAGCUUCCCAAAAUCCAUCACGAUCACGAAGUGGGACCAGCGCCCCAGAAGCCUGCGAGACCUCACAAAGGCUGGAUCUUCAGCCCACAAGAGUUGCUUGCGGAUGCACACUGGUUAGAGCAAGACGACAACAAAAUGCUGGUAGAAAACCGCUAUGGCCGAAGGGUCUACCCACCCAAGGAGGUGCAGCAGAAAGACUUUCUAUCACCACGCGCAAGCAAAGAAUACUCUGGGGACCGAAGAAAGAGCUGGGUCGAUGGCUUCCCCAGCAUCGCAGUUGAUCAUACGACAGGCGAUGAAAGCGACAAGGGCAGCGAGCGUGGGCGCAAGCGAAGGCUACUUCCAGCGCUGCGUACUGACAGUCCGAGAGGAGGCAAACAUUCGAGGCGGGGCUCGCGACUGCGCAGCCAUGACGAUAGCGACAGUUCAGAGUCGGAACCCGAUACCAGGAGACGGAAAGCUCGUAUUGUCACUGAUCCAGAUCACAACUUCGGUCCGCUGGCCUUGCUUCUAGAGCAACAAGCUAGACAGUCGCUGAGCGAAGCCAGGCCACCCCCUGACUUCACGCCAGAUACGCCAAACAAGUGGGGUCGCAACGGAGACGUUACCUCCGAAAGCAAGCCUCUCCGAGACUCGCUGGAAGUUCCCCGACCUACAAGUGGCUUUGCAUUCAUCAAGGAUCGUGGCAACUUCAAGAUGCCGCCAAAGCCUCGUAAGAACCCUAAUCUAUCCAUCGAUGAUCCGGAGCCCCGAUCAUCUUUUGAUGAUCAGGACAGCACGGCACCAAACACUCCACAUGCCAAACGGUUCCCGCAUAUUGGCAGCGACUUAUCACCGCCUCCAAGCCGAUCUGAGUCACAGACAAGGAAAGCAAAACGAGGCAAGUUCAACACUAUCUUUCAUUCGCAUGAGCAUAGUGAAGACCAUAAGCACGAAUUGCGUCCGGACUCUGCUGGAACAGACAGGAAAGGAAGAUCGCGGCAGACCAGUGAGGAAACGCCAGACGACAAACAUAUCGGCACAGCCAUUUUAGCAGCUCCCGGUGCUGUCAUGAAUCUACUCGGUCACCGCAAGAACGAUAGUGUCAGUAGCUUGCCUAGUCCGGACAAGCUCCGCCGCCGAGACACCCAAGAGCCGCAUUCUGCUGUCACUCGAUUCUUCAAGGGCGUGAAGAACGAGGGUACAAAAGUCGGUGACAUCAUCUUCAGAAGAGACCGAGCCGAUGACUCUGACGUGGACACUAUGUCCGACCGUAACUCUGUCGACUUUGAUGACGACGGUCCUGUCAAAACCAAGCAUACCAAACGGCCCCCGAUCAGUCGAACUGUCACGGCAGGUACAGACGGUAGCAUCACAAACAAAGAACGUAGCCAUCUGGAACUGCCCUCGUUCCGGCCGGUCCACACGAUUGCCGACGAAAACUCGGAUCAUGAGCAUCACAUCUCACGCCAGGCACGAGAGCAAAAGAACAGUCGCUCGCCUCGGGUCGAUCGGCUAUUGCCACCACGCAUGGAUCUGGGCACGAUAUCUGGAAAUUCUUCCACGGGGUCUCUCACUCUUACGCGCAGCCACAGCCAGGAGCGAAUUAAUCAAGUGCUCGCUCGGCCUGGUGGUGACAUGGCGGGUCUGCCACCUACUGGACUAAGGGACGCAAACAGACAACGCAGUAGCUCUCGACCUGGUCUUAACGGUAGACAUUGGAGCAUCGCUGACGGUGACGAUAAUACCGUUGAUCGGAACAAGAACGAUGCGAACACAGUCACUCAGGCAGAUAUCGCUCGCGUCCGCGCACUCUUUCUCUGCUCAGGUGUCAAAGCGAGAGAGAUUACACGACGAGCGAAUUCUACAAGAGAACCGCCCCCCGACUUUCUUUCGCGCGCUGCCGCUACAUCAAAAACGAAAAUCUACCCUGUGCCGCGCAAGGAAGAACAUGUUCUUGCCGCGCGCAUACUAGUCAAAGACCUAGAGUCGUCGACCAAGGCUUUACAGACUUCGCUUGAGAGCUUCCGUGACAAAGCCAUCCAGCAACUCACAAACCAGAUUUCAGCUUUGCAAUCUACGGUUGACUCAGACCUUAUGCCGCGUAUUCUAGAAAGCGGAGACAAAGCUGUGCGCAUCACAAGUGAGGUAUCUGGACAAGGUCCAUUACAAGUCAAGCAAAUCACAGACGAGAUAGACCGCAUGAUUCGCACGCGCAAACGUAGAAUGCGCUGGGUUCGGGGAUUUGGAUGGAUGCUGGUCGAGUGGGCUCUUGUUGCACUCAUGUGGUGUCUGUGGCUUAUUGUUGUGCUCGUCGGGCAGAAGCGUGCAAAGCUUCCGCGUCACAUCGUCUUCCGUUUUGCCAAUCUCCGACCCUUUGCCCUGUAUCGACAUGAGACAUUACUAGUUAUCUCUUGUUCGACCACAGAUAUCAGAGAUGGAUUUCCAGACGGUGUUCGUCGCCAAGGACAGUGGCACCAGCCAUGUCCAGUCAGUACGUACCUGCAACUACAACCAGGCUUUACUCAAAGCACGUGUACUAACAUACACUGUCAUAAGUCUAGCGGGCCAUCUUCACUUGCAGCACUCGCUGCAGCUUUCAUCCCUACGGCCAUCAUUGCAACUCUUUACAUGGUCGCAUUCGUCCUCAUUAGGCAUCGCUUUCCCAAAAUCUAUUCACCACGGACGUACAUUGGCACCGUGCCAGAAAAGGAUCGCACGCCAUGUCCAAAAUCGCCAGGUUACUUCGACUGGAUUCACACUAUGAGAACCGUCCCGGAUAAGUUUGUGCUUUACCAUCAGUCGCUUGAUUCUUACCUGUUUCUUCGUUUCAUGAGGACUUUGAUAUUCAUCUGCGUAAUCGGCGCUGUCAUUACCUGGCCUGUUCUUCUACCUGCCAAUUGGACUGGUGGCGGCAGAUCGAAAGAGCUCAAUCGCUUUGGCAUUGGCAAUGUGAAGAACAAGGACCAUCUCUAUGCGCAUGCUGUUGUGGCCUGUGUGUUCUUCAGUUUUGUCAUGUUCACGGUUGCGCGGGAACGACUCUGGCUCAUUGGACUACGGCAAGCAUGGAACCUGUCAAAACCGAACGCAAAGAGGCUGUCUUCACGUACCGUACUGUACCUCUCGGCGCCUACUGCAGCCCUCGAUGAGGGCAACAUGCAGCGUUUCUUCGGAGAGGAUGCAGUCAGAAUUUGGCCUGUCACUAAGGGUGAGAAACUAGUAUCUCUCGUUUCGGAGAGGAACUCCAAGGUCGAAGAGUUGGAAAGCGCUGAGAUGUCUCUGAUCCUGAAUGUUAACAAAGAAGUCGGAAAGAGCCACAAUCGAAACAUCAAGUACGAGCAACUGCCGAAGCAGAUGAAAAAAUCUUUGCGGCCUACUCACAAAUCCAAGACACCAGUUGUUGGCAAGGAAGUUGACAGCAUCAGCUAUUAUCGGGAUCAGAUCAGAGAAAAAGAGGACGAUAUCGAGAAGGCUCGCGAGUCGAAUGAGACAGCCGACAGUCUUGGUGGAGCUGCAGCAGUCUUUGUAGAGUUCCGCACGCAACCUGCGGCUCAGCGAGCGUACCAGCAGAUCGCAUCGGCUGACGUCCUUUCUCUUACGCCUCGCUUCGUUGGGACUACGCCCAACGAAGUUGUCUGGGCCAACUUAAACCUAGCACCUGCUCGUCGCAUGUCACAGAGUGGCGUCGCCCUGACUCUCGUAAUCGCUACGAUUGCAUUUUGGUCCAUUCCAGUCGGCAUAGUUGGUGCUCUUUCUAACGUUCAAUAUCUUGCCGAGAAUUUUAAAUGGCUCGCGUUUCUCAACAAGAUUCCAUCAGGGAUUAUGAGCCUUCUGAGUGGUCUACUCCCUCCACUGGUGCUAAGCGCGUUAGCCAGAUAUGUACCGAACAUCUUCAGAUACAUCUUUACUACCUUUGGAGAGCCGACCAAGACUGUCAUUGAGAUUAAGGUGCUGAAGUGGUACUUCGUUUUCCAGGUGCUCCAAGUCUUCCUUGUGACAACACUCGCUUCGGGUGCUGCGGCAGUAGCAUCACAAAUUGUUCAAGACCCAAGCUCGGUACCUCAACUUCUCGCAGAGCGUCUGCCAAGAGCAUCAAACACAUACCUCGCGUACUUUGUCGUCCAGGCUUUGACUAAUGCCCCGAGCAACAUACUGAACUACACCGACGUUCUCUCGUUUUGGUUCUUCGACAGAUUCUUCGACAAGACGCCCCGCCAGAAGUACAAUAGCUACAUUACGAUGAGGGGCAUGGCUUGGGGCAAGCUUUUCCCGAAAUAUGGCAACUUUGUCAUAAUUGCAAUCGUUUACGCCUGUAUUGCACCUCUCGUUCUUGGCUUCGCCGCCAUCGGCCUAGUGAUAUUCUACUGGAGUUAUCGAUACCAGCUAUUAUAUACCGCACAGCCCAAGAUUGACACCAAAGGGCAUGCCUAUACACUCUCUCUACAACAGAUCCUUGUUGGAAUCUACCUCGCUGAGAUCUGUCUUAUCGGUCUCUUCAGCUUACGCGACGCGACUGGUCCCUUAAUCAUGCUUGUCGUCCUACUCCUUGCUACGAUCAUGUUCAACUAUACCACGAACCACUACCUUGCUCCCCUCGAGCAGUUUUUACCUGCAGAUCUUGCACUCGAAUCUGAAGAUGAUGAGCAAGCGCCACUGCUAUCUUCCGCAGAGGAAGGCGAGUCGGAUGCUUUGGAGCACGCGGAGUCGAGGAUCAAUCGUAUAAGCGAAAGGACGCGUGUACCAUCCAACGUUGUCUCACCGCUGGCCCGCUUUCUGCAGCCACACGUCUUCGGUAGCCAUACUGCCUUGAAAGCUUGGCUGCGCGACGGCAAUUUUGACGAAGACGAAGAACCACAAUACAGUGAAGAGGAUCUGAAGAAGGCAUACCUCAACCCAGCCUUCACCAGUAAGACGCCCAUAGUCUGGUUGGCCAAGGACAGUAUCGGUGCUAGUAAGCACGAGAUCUGUGAGAACGAGAAAACUGGGUUGAAGGCUACCGAUCAAGGUGCAUGGGUUACAGGAGACGGGAAAUUGAAAUGGAGCGUGGACAACUUCGAGGAGCUGCCAGUGUUCAAGAAGGCUGUCAAAUGGUGA